Molecule: messenger RNA, 638 nt
Organism: Acanthoscelides obtectus
Lineage: Eukaryota; Metazoa; Arthropoda; Insecta; Coleoptera; Chrysomelidae
Source: the annotation of a GenBank genome assembly
CCAACUCUGCUUUUGUCUUUAGUUUUUUGUUAAAUAUAUUUCGACAACUAAAAUAAACAACCGUUCCUUUUAUGCUUGUAUCGUUAGCUAUUUGCGAUGUAUGGAAUACAAGCGCCUUGGGUGCCAUGCGAGAGCUGCCAUGCCUGCAACCGGAACUAUUCAGGAUAUAAAAGUGCUGAAACCUCACAACCAUCCACCGGACUACGCUGCCGAAGAGAAGAUUGUCUUCGUGAGGGAACUCAAAACGGUGGCACUGAAGAAUCCCAACGUACCCAUUCGGACUAUUUAUACUACUCUAUCAGAAGUGUAUCCAAAUGCUGCUAGAGAGCUACCAUUUGAAAGAAUUCGUUACAAGAUGACACGUUGGAAGAGAUCUCAAGAUUAAAAUAGGAUUUUUUAAUAUCUAGCAUUUUUAUUACGUUUCAUGUUUUUCUGAUAUCUGUUAUGUUUGUGGAUGUGUUCAUGUCCGUUUUUUUUAUUUUCUCGUUUUGCAUGUUAUGUUAUUGUUGGUAUUAUCGAUUGGAAACAAUCUUUUUUUUACCAAGCAUGAAUUAUUUAUUUGAAAUCGAAAGUUUACGUUUCCUCGAUUUUUUAAAAUUCCUAUGUAUUCAUUGAAAUAAAGGUUCCUUUUAUGCUGC